AAAAAAUAAUUCACUAUGUUUCUAAGAAGAGAGGGAGAAGAAAGACGUAGGUGAAGGGGAAAGGGUUCUUCAAAUACAUGGUCUUCAAUCAAUUGAAUCGGUGGAGAUCGAGACGCAUGGCAGUCCAUUGACGUAGUCCGCUUUCUUCCUCAACAAAGCAAUCACGCUUUCCAUUGAAUCAAUUUGUAAUCUGCUUCGACUUAGACUUGGCUUCAAUUUCUGAUUCUAUUCGUUCGAUUGAAUCAAUUUGUAAUCUGUUCUAUUUGCAUAGGCCCUUUCGAGGUUCUUCAAAGCCACACGCUGAACUUUUGUUGCCCCACUUGAGAGACUAAAGUUGGAAUAUAUGUUUCGUGGUGAGCAGAAGAUUCUUUUUGUGCUAAUUAAGGCAAUUGCAGCUUCUCAAGGUCUGAAAGGGUUUUGGAAAGGAAAUUUUGUCAAUAUUCUCUACACGGCUCCUUUUAAGGCUGCCAACUUUUAUGCUUAUGAUACAUAUAGAAAUCAUCUGCUCAGGAUGUCUGGGAAUGAGGAAAUAACCAAUUUUGAAAGGUUCCUUGCUGGUGCUAUAGCUGGAAUUACUGCUACGGUGCUUUGCAUACCUAUGGACACGAUUCAGUUCAUGUUAUUUCUGUUGUUCGUCAGUCAAUUGCUUACAGAACUUGUUGGUGGCAGACAAAUUUAUCAGAAUGUGAAGGGCCAGAGAAGAUUGUUAUUCGACGUUAUAGUGAUUUUAUUUGGUUACGUGAUCAUCUUUUUGAGAAGUACAAGGGUAUUUUCAUUCCUCCACUUCCAGAGGAGCAUUGUAGGCUUUUCCAGCAUUUAAAAACAAGUCAUGCUAAACGUUUCAGAUCAGGAUGAAGAUGGUAGCACCUGGUGGGGAAGCAUUGGGUGGUGUGAUUGGUGCUUUCCGCUACAUGAUCCAAAAUGAAGGAUGUUUUUCUCUUUACAAGGGCUUAGUGCCCCUCAAUUAUAAGCAUGGCACCUUUAGGUGCUAUUUUUACGAUGUUUGUGAUAUAUUGAAGUCAGCUUAUCUGCGUUCAACAGAAGGAAGGAAAAGAAUUCAACACCUGAAAGAACAAGUAGAGGAACUUAAUGCUUUGGAACAACUGGGUUUAGGUGCCUUAGCACAUACAUUGGCACCCUCGUCCUGUGAUAGGAGCAAGGGGGUUUGCUGCAACUGCAACUGCAACUGCUAUAGGAACUAUGGCCGAUAGUUUUAGAUAAUCUUUGAAUAGUUUUGGAUAUGUUUAUAAGCAUAGUUUUGAAUGGUUUAAACUUUUUGGACAGUUUAGAACUUAAAGAUAUAGUUUUUGAAUGUUUGGAAAGUAUAGAUAAUUGUUGGAUAUUUAUAAUUUAUGGAUAUAGUUUCUUUUUGAUGUUUCAAAUAAUAUUUUGGUGGUUGAUUGAUA
Molecule: messenger RNA, 1406 nt
Organism: Camellia sinensis
Lineage: Eukaryota; Viridiplantae; Streptophyta; Magnoliopsida; Ericales; Theaceae
Product: putative mitochondrial adenine nucleotide transporter BTL3
Molecular function (GO): phosphatidylinositol binding
Source: RefSeq, a predicted model, not a curated record